AUGACGGAUUCCACCCCUGUGCAGGAGGCUGAGGCCUCCAUGGCCAAGCUUCUGCUCGACGAGGUCACCGGCGAGAAGGUCUCCAAGACCGAAUUGAAGAGGCGCCAGAAGUUGCGCGAGAAGGAAGCCAAGAAGAAGGAAAAGGAAGCUGCUGCUCCUCCCAAGCCCCAGGCUGCCAAGAAGUCCUCCGCUGAGGAGGAGGAGGCCAACCUGACCCCCAACCAAUACUUCGAGAUCCGCAGCAAGAGAAUCGAUAAGCUCCGCCAGACUCAGAGCCCCAACCCAUACCCCCACAAGUUCCAGGUCAACACCGAUCUGCGCGAAUUCCUCAAGGACUACCAGGGUCUUGCCAAGGGCGAGCAGAAGCCUGAUGUCGCCAUUCAGCUUGCCGGCCGUAUCUAUACCAAGCGUUCGUCCGGUACCAAGCUUAUCUUCUAUGAUCUCCGCGCCGAGGGCGUCAAGGUCCAGAUCAUGUGCCAGGCCCAGAACGCCACUGGCAGCGUGCCUUUCGAGGACCAGCACGAGCACAUUCGCCGUGGUGAUAUCGUCGGUAUUGUCGGUUUCCCCGGUCGUACCUCGCCCAAGAACCGCGACGAUGGUGAGCUGUCCAUCUUCGCCAAGGAGGUUAUUCUGCUUUCCCCUUGCCUGCACGCCAUUCCUUCCGAACACUACGGUUUCCAGGACAAGGAGCAGCGCUUCCGCCAGCGUUAUCUCGAUCUGAUCAUGAACGACCGUUCCCGCGACAUCUUCCGCACCCGUGCCAAGAUCGUCAGUUAUAUCCGUAACUUCCUUGAUUCCCGCGACUUUAUCGAGACCGAGACUCCUCAACUUAACCAGAUUGCCGGGGGUGCCACCGCUAAGCCUUUCAUCACCUACCACAACGAUCUUCAGGAGGAACAGUACCUCCGUAUCGCCCCUGAGCUUUACCUGAAGAUGCUUAUUGUUGGUGGUCUUGAGCGUGUGUAUGAGCUUGGCCGUCAAUUCCGUAACGAGGGUAUUGAUCUUACUCACAACCCUGAAUUCACCACUUGCGAGUUCUACUGGGCCUACGCCGAUAUGUUCGACGUCAUGAACCUGACCGAGGAGCUUGUCUCCGGCCUCGUUAAGCACAUCACCGGUGGAUAUGAGACCACCUUCCACACUCAAACCGGAGAGACCUACAAUGUGAACUGGAAGGCACCAUGGCGCCGGGUGGAAAUGAUCCCCGCUCUGGAAGAGGCUACGGGCGAGAAGUUCCCCUCGGGUGACCAACUCCACACCAAGGAGACCAACGAGUUCCUCCAGAGGGUCUGCAAGAAGAUGAACGUGGAGUGCACGCCCCCUCUCACCAACGCCCGUUUGCUCGACACUCUGGUUGGUGAGUUCAUUGAGGAGACCUGCAUCAACCCAACCUUCAUCACCGGCCACCCCGAGAUGAUGUCGCCGCUUGCCAAGUACUCCCGUGAUAAGCCCGGUCUCUGCGAGCGUUUCGAGGCCUUCGUCUGCAAGAAAGAGAUUUGCAAUGCCUACACCGAGUUGAACGACCCCUUCACCCAAAGAGAGCGCUUCGAGGAGCAGGCCCGCCAGAAGGACCAGGGUGACGAUGAGGCCCAACUUAUCGACGAGAACUUCUGUACCUCUUUGGAAUACGGUCUGCCCCCAACUGGUGGCUGGGGUAUGGGUAUUGACCGUCUGGUCAUGUUCCUUACCGAUAACUACAGCAUCAAGGAGGUGCUCACAUUCCCCAUGAUGAAGAAUGACAAGACUGCUGCCACCGGCAAGUCUGUCCUUGAAGCCGCCGGCACCCAGCCCCAGCCUGAGGAUGGCAACCCCCAAUAA
Messenger RNA from Penicillium argentinense, 1818 nucleotides. Its product is annotated as lysine--tRNA ligase KRS1. NCBI's taxonomy places the organism in Eukaryota, Fungi, Ascomycota, Eurotiomycetes, Eurotiales, Aspergillaceae. The coding region runs from base 1 to 1818 and encodes 605 amino acids. Gene Ontology annotation, cellular component: cytoplasm; cytosol. Gene Ontology annotation, molecular function: tRNA binding; ATP binding; lysine-tRNA ligase activity. The record is from RefSeq and is a predicted model, not a curated record. Gene Ontology annotation, biological process: lysyl-tRNA aminoacylation. The transcript is spliced from 4 exons.